AUGCCACCUGACCACAGCGCGAAACCUUAUGAGUCGAAACAUCACGAUGCGGCAGCAGUGUUGAUAGAAGGGAUCAAUACGUUUUCGCAAGCGAUAUCCUCUUCCCAGAGGAAAAGGAAGCGUGGGGUAUCCGAUAUCAUUCGAUCAAGUGACGAACCUACCACCAGUAGGCUUGAUGUCAAGGAUCUCGACACGAUUACAGGCAAUUCACGCCUGCGAAGCUCUCUGAAGGGACUCGUGGGCGAUUCAAAUUUCGAAAAUCCUUCGAAUUUUAAUGAUCAGAAAUUAGCCGCUCCUGUUCCGCAUGCCGCUCAAAUCCGUCUGAACCGACAAGAAGCGUAUUCUACAACUAAGCAGACACUCAACAAAUGGACCGAUGCCGUCCAAUCAGCUCGAAGCGCAGAGCAACUGAGAUUCCCCCUUGAAGGCAGUCUCUCCAGUCCUUUCAAUAACAGAAAGUACCAUUCAUCGCAUCAAUCAGGGCGAGCAGAGACUAGGCCCCCCACCAAAUUGGAAGAUCGAAUUUCUCAGACGCUAUCCCUAGCGACCCGAGACCUCGAAGAAAGUAAAUCUACACAGGACUCUAGAUAUCUCACAAAUUCGAGGAGCAAACAUACGAAGACUAAGACAGCCCACCUGCGGAUGGAAAGAGAACUCCUUCUUCGGAAAGAAGCGAAAGCAAAACGACUAAGAAAAAUAAAAUCUAAGUCGUACCGGCGGAUUUUAAGAAAAGACCAGCGGAAGCUUGAUACGCUACCACCCUCUUUAGAAAACUCCGACCCCGAUGGAACAGAAGGAACACUAGAAGAGGGGGUGGGUAUCUUUCGAAUAGACAAUGGCUCACCAGGAAGAGAGCAGAGCGAUAAUACGCGAUCAUGCCAAAACAUUAAUGAAAAAAAAAGCAUGCUAUUAGGGCAUCAGAACGGCGAGAAUCUUCCUGGUCAGCGCCUGUUCGCGAUGAAGUUCAUGGACGCGGAAAAACGCAAUACCAUCAAAGAUAAACCUACUGAAGUUUCCGAUAUCCGAGAAAUUCCCAAAGGAAGGCGAAUAUUCCACGAUGGCCUCCUUGCUAGCCAUGCGAGACAAAUUGAAGCCGUAUCUACCACCAACAAAAAGGCCAUACACUCAUCUGACCCCGAAGUUAACCCUCUCAUGGAUCCUAAGCUAGGCGAGAUAGAGGAAAAAUCAAACCCGUGGCUCUGCCCUAUGAAUAAUAACAACAAACUGGCAGCGUCACUAUCGGCACCAUUAGUUUCUCAAAAACAUGAAGACCAGCCAUUAACUCCUGCACAAAAUUUAAACGAUAGGCACACCGCAGUGCUAAACUUUGAUCCACCCCCCCCCGGCUCCCAUUUAUCCUAUAGCACCCCGGAGUCGGUGCUCCCUUCGCCGGCCCCGCAGGUUCUCCAUAAAUACCCACCUGAUGCAGCGAAAAACGAACAAUCCAAGCUUCUGGCUCGCGCUUUUGCUGGUGAUAAUAUUCUUACGGAAGUACUGGACCAGCCGCCAAAACGCUCUAGUCGUUCGGACCGCGAUGUCUCAGGUUUACAAGGCUGGGGUGCCUGGGGUGUUUCGCUAGGAAAUACUGGAAGAUCCCAUAAACAAAAGGGGGUCAGCCGGCGAACGUCCGAGAGCUAUCAGACUAGAGUUGAAAAAGUCGUUUUAAAUCAACAACUCUGCAAAAAGGGAGUGAAGUAUCUUGCCACUAAUCUUCCAUACCCAUUUGAAACAAACGAUCAAUAUGAGCGUUCACUUCGCUUUCCAAUUGGGCAGGAAUGGUCGACCAAGCAGACUCAUCAAACUCUGGCUGCGCCCAAAGUUAUAGUUAGAGGAGGCACCGUAAUUGCUCCAUUGUCGUGA
This is a messenger RNA of Orbilia oligospora ATCC 24927, 1860 nucleotides long. RefSeq lists its product as uncharacterized. Gene Ontology annotation, biological process: rRNA processing. The transcript is spliced from 2 exons. Gene Ontology annotation, cellular component: nucleolus; small-subunit processome. The coding region runs from base 1 to 1860 and encodes 619 amino acids. The record is from RefSeq and is a predicted model, not a curated record. Lineage: Eukaryota; Fungi; Ascomycota; Orbiliomycetes; Orbiliales; Orbiliaceae.